Molecule: messenger RNA, 6973 nt
Organism: Marmota monax (woodchuck)
Lineage: Eukaryota; Metazoa; Chordata; Mammalia; Rodentia; Sciuridae
Product: igE-binding protein-like
Exons: 3
Coding region: 3655-4992 (445 amino acids)
Biological process (GO): viral process
Molecular function (GO): zinc ion binding; nucleic acid binding
Source: RefSeq, a predicted model, not a curated record
GGGAGGUGGCCACCUCAUCAGUUCUCUCGCAGGCCUCGGAGUGAGCACACAGGACUCAGAGGGCUUCCGGCAGGGUUUGGAUCUUGCAGGGAAAGGGGUCUGAAGGAAGGGUGGGAGCUGGCUUCUGGGAGUGGUUUGCAGAGGAAUAAUGAACCCUAACCCGUUCAAGGCGGGACAGCUAGCAGCUCACUGGCACAGCCCCUGCAGUUUGCUCCGUGUUCAAGGUCUAACAUGUUUACCUUAGCAAAUCGCUCAAAAAACUCCAUUUGGAAGAGUUCCGAGCUUUAAUUUGUUGAAUAUACUUGCAGAAGGUAGAUGAGGGGACAGAUUAAGCCUUAUUAUCUCCUUCGGAUGAGAAAUACUUGAGCUCUGAUCAGCUUUGCGAACUAGAGAGGGGAAUUAAUUUUAAUUGAAUGCAAGUAUUAGCUCUAUCUGUUGUUCCUCUCUGGACCAACAACAACAAAAACCAAAAACAAAAGUUCAUCUUUUAUUUCCUGAACACUGCUGAUUUGAAUAAAGACAGUGGACCAUGGUUAUUGCUGUGUUUUUACCCAGAAUGAAGAGUUUGUGAGUCCGAGAUGCUGCACAGAUCCUCAGUUGCAGCGUUGUGAGGCCGUGGCCUGAGACACUGAUGUGCUGGGAGCAGGCUGGGUCUUUAAGGAAGGCUGGCUUGAGAGCUGGGGCAAGGACCCUGGCUGGCUCUUGCUGUCUUGCCUUAGUAGACAGUGCACACCAACAGGAAUGGUUAGGUGCACUCAUAAACGUGGGCUCAUUCUCUGAACAUGCAUAUUAGUUAUUAAUCACCAUUUCUCUGUGGAACCAAAUGCCACGAUAGUGCUGUGGGGUGCACUCCUCCAAUAUGAAUAAAUCCAGCCUUUCCUGAUGCCAGACAGGAGCAGAUUGAGGAAGGACCCUACUUGGUCACAGGCCUGACCUGCGCAUGGAGAAGACGUCUUAUCUUGGAGUGUAGGCUCUCAGGAGGGACAUGUCUUAGAUCUAAAUCUGGGGUAAAGGAACUUUACCCCUUAAUCUUUUAGGUCUCGCCAUGCAGUGUGGUGUGUUCAGGUGGUGUUGAUCUGGAGAGCAGGAUAAGGCCUUAUCUAUGAGGUCCUGCCUGAUACAAGGGGGAGCGUGUACACAAACCAGAUGAAAGAUUCAAGUUCCGGAUUUGAGGCUUUCUAUAAUGCAGUAAUAAUAACCUAAUGCAUUUUAGCUAUAUGGAAUGGUGGCCUUUGAGAAAUGAUGCUGUGGGCAUGGUAGUUCAAUCAGUACAUUGAGGUCUUUCCUUUCUCUCUCCUAUGGCUAAUGGGUUCUGUAAAAAAGGGCCAAUUGAUUUCUUUUUAAAAUGUUGCUUCAGGGGGUGCAGACAUUUAUAGGGCAUGUUUCAACUUACAGAAAAAUUUUGUAGUUCAAAUAUAAAUUACAUUAAACGUGGACUCUGUAAUGGAAUUUAAGGUUAAGUAAUGUUUCGACUUUCCUUAGGCUGUUUCUAGCGUCCUGCUGGUCAGGUCGGGUUGUAAUAAGGAAUACAGUUGGGAGAUGGAAUCAAGUUCGGAUGCAGUCGUACUAGAUUAGAGGAGGCCCUGAAUCCAUCAUCUGGCGUCCUUAGGAGAGAGAAAUGUGCCACAGAAAAUCAAAGACACAGGGGAAGAUGUCCAUGUGACCUUAGAGACAGACUGGAGUGAUGCCACCACAAGCCAAAGAGCACCAAGGACUGCAGGCAAGCACCCGAGGCCCGAUGAAGUGGGAAGGACCCAGGGGAUCCAGGGAGCACGACCCCGCUGACACCUGGCUUUGGACUUCCCGUCUACAGGACAGAACAGACUGCAGUCACCCAAGAGAUGCUCCUGGACUCUCACCACCAGCAGCAGGGCCACCAGGAAGUGAGCGGCUGGCUCCACUAUGGCUCCCAGACUUGAGGACCGCCUCACCACAGGCUCAGAAGCACCAGAGACAGCUGACCUGGAUCCAAGCCUCCCGACGGUGAGCCAAAUUGAACCUUCCCUCCAGCUGAGUUGCUUGUCUCAGGUAUUUUGUCACAGUGCCAGACAGCUGCCUAACAGCCCCUGAGACCAAAGGAUUUUCUGCCUGUUGGUCAGUUCAGCAGAGAUGGACCCACAAACAGCUGCCCGCUCUCUCAAACUGUCUGGUCAGUCAGGCACUCCUCCUGUAAGUAUCCCCAAGUCACUCUGCACCUGUUGGGUCACAAACUUGUGAACCUGGUUUACAGACACUGGGUGUCAGGGGAACGGAGGCCUGGGCGCUGGGCCGCGGUGCUCCGCGGGGAUCUGGGUGCAAGAGGGAUCGGGGUGGCUGAGGUGACAGAGUUACGUUUUACCUGAACAUUGGCACCAACCUGGGCGAGAACCCCCAGGGCUUUCUGACACCUGUUAAGUGACAAAAUGAAGAUGGUGUCUGGCUGCUGUUCUCGUGGGUCCUUUGCACCGUGCCUGGCUGUCUCCCCUGCUUCCAGCAUCAACCAGACCUCGUUGCUGCCGUGACCAUCAUUAGUGAUAGUGAACCAGGCACCUCACUCGCGCCUCUCAGCGAGCGCUGGUUGCACUGUGUUCCUCCGGAGGAUGACGUAGUGCUUAUAUCCGUAACCGUGGGUGGGAGUGUACUUCACAUGCCACGCGGUUCACACAUUCCAGGGGCUCAGCUCAGUGCAUCCCCAGCCUGUGCCUCUGACACCCCGAUCGAUAUUAGAACACUCUCUUCACCCCAAGAAACCCCGUUCCAUCAGGGCUCAUCCGUCACUCCCCCGACCCCCUCUACCUCCAGCUCUGGCCACCAUCACUCUGCUUGCUUUCUCUUAAAUGUGCCUCUUCUGGAUGUUUAUCUAGAGGAGUCAUGACAUGUGGCCUUUGUGUCUGGCUCCUUUCUCUUAGCAUGCUGUUUGCAGGUUCUAUUCACCUCGCAGCCUGCAUCAGUGCUUGCUUCCUUUUCUUAGCUGUGUAAUAUUCUACUGUGUGGACACUUCAUAUUUUCUUACUCAUUCUUCUAUUGGUGCACGUUGGGUCCUUCCUCUGUUGGUGCACGUCCUUCCUUCCUGUUGACAAGUAUCAAUAAUGCUGCUGUGAGCAUUUGUUUUUAUAUGAACAGACUUGCUCAUUUUUUGAUAGGGGCACAUGAGGAUCAGUAGAGUGAUUUGGGGGAAUCUCAUUGGUGAUCUAUGCAAAAGGAUCCAGCAUGAAGUGUUGAGAGCCACAGCCGAAGGGGCCCCAGCAAACUUCCAGCUGCCAGCUGAUGAUUGGCUCACAGCAGCCACGGCAAACUUCUAGCUGCCAACUGAUUGGCUCCUCUGUGGUGAUGCUCAUUGGGCUGUUUCCCCGCCCUUUCAGACCACGGAGAUGCUCAUUGGGGGACUCUUUUUUGGCUCCGCCCACACGACCCAGCCAAUCAGCCUCAAGAGCAGGAGGAGUCGGGGAAGUGGAGAGGCUUGUGGGAAGCCGGUGGUGGCAGUUGGGCUCUGAGGGUUUUUCCCGAGGAGCAGUUUUGUUUGUCGUGUGUGGUUCUAAAAAUAAAGUUCGUUUCCUUUGACAAGUGGCUCCUGAAUUGUGCCCAGCCAGACUGCGGCAUUUGGUGGGCCGCACGGGGAGCGACUGAGGGUAAGUGAUAAGGUAAACUGCUCGCCCCUGAGGGCAGGGCAAGAGGAUGGGUAGCCAUUUUAAGAUUCUUCUUUUGUUUUGUUUCGCUUUUGUUUUAAGUUGCCUGUCCCUGGAGAUGAGUGAGACGGAAGAAAAACCGCUCACAUCUGAGGAACAGAUAGGGAGAAAGGGCAGAUGGACAUUUCAGGAGGAUAGAAAGGCUAUUAUAAUGAUUUUUUGUUGUUCCAAUUUUGUUUCAUUCUGUCUCAGCUUUGUUUGGCGUCAUCUUGUUGGGUUGUAUUAUAGUUAUAGUAGAAAUAUUCAAGUAAAAGGGAAGGUCUCUCGAGCUAGUCAGACAGAGGAAGAAAGUUUAGAGCAGAAAAAGCCAUCAGGGGGAAAGUUACAACAGGAGACUGCUACUAACACCUUUCUAUCACCAGAGGGCGUAAGUGUCCAACCAACAGCGCCACCUCCAUAUGCUGGGAGGCCCCCAACCUCCGUAGUUGAUAGAUGGGAUCCUGAGACAGGACCUCAAAGAUCAGCAUGCUCUGUAUUUGAACAAGCAGGAGGGCAGCGAAUUCACCAUGUUUUAGAUUUCAAAACAGUGAAGCAGCUAAAAGAGGCUGUAACAACCUAUGGUCCUCAAGCACCCUUCACUGUAAACAUGGUCAAAUCCAUUACCAACUUGAACAUGAUGCCAGCAGAUUGGGCUAGUAUGUGUAAAGCUGUGCUAAAUAGAGGGCAAUACCUGUUAUGGAAGGUUGCCAAUGAGGAAUUUUGCACGGAGACAGCUAGGCAAAAUGCAGCAGCUGGUUAUCCUCAGAGAAAUCUAGAUAUGUUGUUAGGAAAGGGACCUUAUGAGGAUCAGCAGCAACAAAUUGCAUAUGAUCCUGCCAUAUACUCACAAAUUGCUGUAGAGGGGGUUAGGGCAUGGAAGACUUUACAAGGACAUGGAGGUUUACAAGGUCAAUUAUCUAAGGUAAUACAAGGAGCUAAUGAACCUUAUGCUGAAUUUGUAGAUAGGCUUAUUCAAACAGCUACCAGAGUUUUUGGGAAUACAGAACAAGCAAUGCCAUUAAUAAAACAACUGGCUUAUGAGCAAGCAAAUUGUUGGUGCAGAGAGGUCAUUAGACCAUGGAAACAUGAAGAUUUAAACACAUAUAUUAAAUUAUGUAGAGACAUUAAUGAACAAGGGCAAGUCGUGGCAGCUGCAGUAAAACAGGUUUUAGAUGCCAGGCCCAAAACAUGCUACAAUUGUGAACAAACAGGACAUUUUAAAAGGAAUUGCCCCAUAGGAGGAGGGUUUAAUAAUACUAGGUAUCAAAGGAGUAGAAUACCGGGUAUUUGCCCACGAUGCCGUAGAGGGAGAACAGCAGCCGAUUUGGAUUCCAGAGAGAUUAACUAAGGUCCUGACCCAGUGAUUGUCUGGAGUCGGCGGUCUGUUUGUGUGUUUCCACAGGGAGACCAGCAGCCUAUUUGGAUUCCAGAGAGACUAACUAGAGCGAUUUCUACAUACCAAAAAGAAGAUGAUUUGGCUCAAAUCCAUAACAGCUGAUAUCCAGAACUCCAGUUUGGCUAUCCUUACAUCUGCGACAGAACCAGGAUGCUUUUUUCAAUAUCUAUUUUAUUAUUACCCUUUCCCACAUCAUGAAGUUCUAUUUUGUUUUUUGAGCUCAUACAGACCUAGGUUAAUGUUUUGCUGAUCAGUUCUAUUUUUUGACUAUAGAGUUUUUAAACAUUGCAGUGGAGAUUUCACCUGUAAAAAGUUAUAAGGCCUUUACUAUUAUGUUAUGUGUUGUAUGUAUUAUAUUAUGUGUGCAUACUUGUGUUUUGUGUUGUAUGUUUGUAUGUACAUAUGUCCAUAUAUCAUAUAUGAUGAGCGCUCAUGAAAAAAUGGAUCCAAAAUUUUUUUUAUUCAUGAUUUAAAUGGUUUAAUUUAAAUUGGGUAAACAGCUGUUGAGGAUUGUUUUAAUAUGUGAACAAAAAAGAAGGUUAACAGAUUUGUUUGUUUACUUUCACCUUUCCUUUUCAUUAUAUUUAAUAAUUAUGUUCAAGAUAAUGUAAAUUGUUCAGAAAAUUGUUUUCUUUUAGUGCCUUCUGGAAUGUUACAUAAUUUUUUCUUUAGCCAUUAUUGCCAGAAUUCCUAUCUUCAUCCCAGUGCUGGUGAAGACAAAGAUAAAACCAAUCUACAGCUUCUGCAAUAGCCAUCACUGAACUGCUUGCAGAACUUGCCUGGACUAUGUAUCACUUGUAUGCAUUGUGAACUCACUUGUAUGCAUUGUGAACUAUCUGUUGGUGCAGCGACUUGUGGUAGUGUUAGGGUAUUUUUGCUGUUGGUGUCAUCGGUGGUACAAUUUUUCCAAAAGGAGCCAUCACUAAACUGCUUGCAGAACUUGCCUGGACUAUGUAUCACUUGUAUGCAUUGUGAACUCACCUGUAUGCAUUGUGAACUAUCUGUUGGUGCAGCGACUUGUGAUAGUGUUAGGGUAUUUUUGCUGUUGGUGUCAUUGGUGGUACAAUUUUUCCAAAAGGAGCCAUCAAUGGCUUGGUGUAUCAUCCUCCCUUCUGCUUGUGAUGGUCGUUCAGCUAAAAUUUGGGGGCCAACAGAGGUGAGUCAAAGAACCUCACCCCCCCGCUGGUACAAAGACCUCUCCACAGGUGUGGCUGUAUGCUGGACCGGUAGUCAAUGAUGGGUAAGAUCCAAUUGCAAUGGUACCAACCUAUGACAGGAGGCUGAUGCCUUGAGGUCAGCUCAUCCGAUAACGGGUAAGGACCAUAUGUACUAUUGGACAACCUAAGGCAGGCACGGUCCCUAAGCCACAUGCUUGUUGUUUAAACAGAGAGGGGGAGAUGUUGAGAGCCACAGCCGAAGGGGCCCCAGCAAACUUCCAGCUGCCAGCUGAUUGGCUCCUCUGUGGUGAUGCUCAUUGGGCUGUUUCCCCGCCCUUUCAGACCACGGAGAUGCUCACUGGGGGACUUUUUUUUGGCUCCGCCCACGUGACCCAGCCAAUUGGCCUCAAGAGCAGGAGGAGGGGGAGAGGUUGAGAGGCUUGUGGGAAGCCGGUGGUGGCAGUUGGGCUCUGAGGGUUUUCCUGAGGAGCUGUGUGGUGUGGUGUGUGGUUCUAAAAAUAAAGUUUGUUUCCUUUGACAAGUGGCUCCUGAAUUGUGCCCAGCCAGACUGCGGCAAUGAAGGCUUGGGGUUAAAACCUCAACCUUACAUUUUACAUUUUAAGUCACUUCUCUCUGGGCUCUGCAUUUUCUUCAUUAAAUUGAAGAGCCUGGGAGCACUUAUUUUUAUCGGGUUUUUGGGAAGACCAAGAUGGAGUAACUCUUGUUAAAUGUUUCUUGUGGAGCCAGGCAGGAUUUUUUAACAAUUUCUUCUUAGU